Molecule: messenger RNA, 1163 nt
Organism: Manihot esculenta (cassava)
Lineage: Eukaryota; Viridiplantae; Streptophyta; Magnoliopsida; Malpighiales; Euphorbiaceae
Product: glutathione S-transferase L3
Exons: 10
Coding region: 210-926 (238 amino acids)
Molecular function (GO): glutathione transferase activity
Source: RefSeq, a predicted model, not a curated record
AUCGAUAAACAAAACUAAUCCAAUUCUUUCUCAUCAGAAAAAAAAAUAAAAAUAAAAAAAAAUUAAAAAUAAAAAAAAACUCAUCCAAUUCUCAUAAUGAUAUCGUCACUGCUGAGCUAAAUUUGAUUAUGUUCAGUACUAUAUAAUUACCCCUCCCGCAUUGCACAUAGCCGCAUUUCAGUCUCAAAUCAUUGCUCAUCAAAGCAACAAUGGCUUUAUUAGAUAAGAGCGUGCCAGAGCAAUUGCCUCCAGUGUUGGAUGCCACUGCAGAGCAACCUCCCCUCUUCGACGGAACCACAAGGCUGUACACCGCAUACACAUGUCCAUUUGCACAGCGUGUGUGGAUCACCAGGAACUAUAAGGGAUUACAAGACAAGAUCCACCUUGUUCCUUUAAACCUUCAAAAUAGGCCUUCUUGGUAUGGGGAGAAAGUUUAUUCUGUCAAUAAGGUGCCAGCUUUGGAACACAAUGGAAAAAUCAUUGGGGAGAGUCUUGAUUUAAUUAAAUACAUUGAUAGCAACUUUGAAGGGCCAUCUCUUCUUCCUGAUGACCCUGCUAAAAAGGAGCUCGCUGAAGAGUUAUUUUCCUAUACCGAUAAAUUUAACACAACUGUGUUCACAUCAUUUAAGGGAGAUGUAGCAAAAGAAUCUGGUCCUGCUUUCGAUUACUUGGAAAAUGCUCUUCAUAAAUUUGAUGAUGGCCCAUUCUUGCUUGGCCAAUUCAGUUUGGUGGAUAUAGCCUAUAUACCAUUUGUUGAAAGGUUCCAAAUCUUCUUGUCGGAGGUAUUCAAAUAUGAUACCACUGCAGGCAGGCCUAAACUUGCAGCUUGGAUUGAGGAGAUGAACAAGAUUGGGGCUUACAAGCAGACAAAAACAGAUCCUAAACAGCUUGUUGAAUUUUACAAGAAGCGAAUUCUGGGUCAGUAACGGCCUUUCUGGUGGUGGUUUUACAUAUAAGACCGAGCAAGAGACUUGUUGUCUCCUAGGAAAUGUCUCUUUGGUUGAAUGAAUAAUGUUGAGGAUAGAUAUGCGCGUUUGCUGAUAUUUGAACUAUUAAGUUUGGUCUCGGUUGUAAGGAUAUAACUUGUGAUAUUACUGUGUUAGUGCAUAAAUAAAGAUGAAAACUAUCUAGUUACCGUAUAUAUGUUACUUUUUUUUCCCCAA